Cuscuta europaea is the source of this 703-nucleotide messenger RNA. Lineage: Eukaryota; Viridiplantae; Streptophyta; Magnoliopsida; Solanales; Convolvulaceae. The record is from the annotation of a GenBank genome assembly.
AGGAAUUUGUGAAGAGAUUUGCUCAAAAAACAGAUCUCUUGGCUAGAACUGUGAUUGAUGUUCUCAACAUGUUUGAACAAGCACCAAGAAACUUAAUUCAAACAGAGAAGUUCAUGAAGAUGCAAGAAGCUGCGCAACAGUUGAUUGGAGUAGGGAAGAAGAAGAGAGUGGUGGAUGCUACACGAGAAACGGAUGCUAGAAGUACUCGAGAGACAGAAGAUGUCGCGUUCUGGGCUGAGACAAUAAGUGCAACUGAGAGGUUGGAAAAUGCAAAUGCGAAGAAGUCCUUGUACGAGAAAGGAAUUGAAGAGAUGCCAACCUUUUCGAUUGGGCUAACACAAGAAAUAGAAAGACCAUUUGCAACCGUAUCAGAACGAUGUGCUGAAAUAGAAAAAGUAGUGAAUGAAGAUGCGCAAGUUGAAGAACAAGAUGAAGAGCACGUUGUUGUUGGGAAUGUGACAGAAAACGAGAAGGAUGUAGAAGUUGUUGCUGAGUUGCAGAAGCAAGAGGUCAAAAGGAAGGGUGCAAACCAUGAUUUGGUUUUAGGUGAGAAAAUGACUUAUUUGAGGCCAAGAAGGGCAGAGAAGGCUGCAAAAGUAUUAAAAUCUUCGUACAUGGAAAGAGUUCUAGACACUAAUGACACAUCAAACUCAAAUGAGAAAGUGAUAUGGAAAUGGGUGAUGCAAGAUGCUCCUGAUAAGAG